AUGCUGUCCACGAGAGCGGCCCCCAAGACGGCCGUCAAUGUCUCACGGACCGCCGUGAGAGGAUUGGCCACCGUCCAGGAUGGCACCCCCAAGCGCACCUACGGCGGCCUGAAGGAUCAGGACCGUAUUUUCCAGAAUUUGUACGGACGAUACCCGGCCGACCUGGCGAGCGCGAAGAAGAUGGGCGACUGGCACAAGACGAAAGAAAUUAUCCUCAAGGGGCACGAUUGGAUUAUCAACGAGGUCAAGGCCUCCGGUCUCCGUGGCCGUGGUGGCGCUGGCUUCCCCUCGGGUCUGAAAUGGUCUUUCAUGAACUUCAAGGACUGGGACAAGGACAACAAACCGCGAUACCUCGUCGUCAAUGCCGAUGAGGGCGAGCCCGGAACCUGCAAGGACCGCGAGAUUAUGCGCAAGGACCCGCACAAGCUCAUCGAGGGAUGCCUCGUCGCCGGCCGCGCCAUGAACGCCACCGCCGCCUACAUCUACAUCCGCGGCGAAUUCAUCUACGAGGCCGAGGUCCUCCAGCGGGCAAUCAACGAAGCGUACAAGGACGGUCUCAUCGGCAAGAACGCGUGUGGCUCCGGGUAUGACUUUGACGUUUUCAUCCACCGCGGUGCCGGCGCCUACGUCUGCGGCGAGGAGACCUCCCUGAUUGAGUCGCUCGAGGGCAAACCCGGCAAGCCUCGUCUGAAGCCACCGUUCCCGGCCGCCGUCGGCCUGUUUGGCUGCCCCUCCACCGUCGCCAACGUCGAGACCAUUGCGGUCGCGCCGACCAUUUGCCGUCGCGGCGGCAACUGGUUCGCCGGCUUCGGUCGCGAGCGUAACCAGGGCACCAAGCUCUUCUGCAUCUCCGGCCACGUCAACAACCCCGUUACCGUCGAGGAGGAGAUGUCCAUUCCCCUCCGCGAGCUGAUUGACAAGCACUGCGGCGGCGUCCGGGGCGGCUGGGAUAACCUGCUGGCCAUCAUCCCUGGUGGUUCCUCCACCCCAAUCCUCCCCAAGAACAUCUGCGACGACCAAUUGAUGGACUUUGACGCCCUGAAGGACAGCCAGUCUGGUCUGGGUACGGCAGCCGUCAUCGUUAUGGACAAGAGCACCGACGUCGUCCGCGCCAUCAGCCGCCUCAGCCACUUCUACCGCCACGAGUCCUGCGGCCAGUGCACUCCUUGCCGUGAAGGCAGCAAGUGGACUGAGCAGAUCAUGUCUCGUUUCGAAAAGGGCCAAGGCCGCGAGCGUGAGAUUGACAUGCUCCAGGAGCUCACCAAGCAAGUUGAGGGACACACUAUUUGCGCUUUGGGAGAGGCCUUCGCCUGGCCCAUCCAGGGUCUUAUUCGCCACUUCCGCCCGGAGCUGGAGGCGCGCAUGGCCAAGUUUGCCGAGGAGAACGGCGGCCAGGCUUUCGCUGGCGGUCUGCCCCGCACCGCGCGUGCUGAGGGCAAGCUCCUGUCACCUGGCCAAUAA
Cordyceps fumosorosea ARSEF 2679 is the source of this 1461-nucleotide messenger RNA. Its product is annotated as NADH-ubiquinone oxidoreductase. The transcript is spliced from 3 exons. Lineage: Eukaryota; Fungi; Ascomycota; Sordariomycetes; Hypocreales; Cordycipitaceae. The coding region runs from base 1 to 1461 and encodes 486 amino acids. Gene Ontology annotation, molecular function: 4 iron, 4 sulfur cluster binding; NADH dehydrogenase (ubiquinone) activity; NAD binding. The record is from RefSeq and is a predicted model, not a curated record.